AUUGCAAAUUCAUCGCGUCAACGAGCUAAGUGUACGAGUUUCCAAGCCAUAUAUCACACGUCAGAGUCCUCAGCCGCAUUAGGCAACGAUAAUGAUAUGCCCUUUGCAAACAGGCAGACUACAAGGGAGCCAGGGUCGCCCCAUCCUCAUCGCUCAACAUCUCAUCAUCCAGGAUGUCUGCAUCUAGUACAAACUCUACCAGCCCAUUAGCCUUCAGCAAGGCUUCCCCCCAAUCACUCCAAGUGGGGAGCUCCGAGGCCGCGCAAGAUCUGUACGGGCUCGGUGUGCGAGUUGGGUUCUAUCUUCAGGCCCUGGGCAUGAACCUGUACAACUACGGAGACAAGCACGACUAUGGAAAGGGCUUGAAGGUAGCGUCUGGGGCAAUCACCGUCUCUAUCAUGGCCUCGUGGUUCGAGUACGCUGCGCGCAAGCUGUUCAGCCCCAGCGAAGCACUAAUCGUGCUGCUGGUGGUGAUGUGCUUAUCUUUGCCAGCAAAAACUACCCUGCUGAACCCGCAUACCAUAAUCGGCGAACUGACCGGGCUGGCCGUUUUGCUGGUGGCUGAACUCGGAGUCUGUGUUGCAUUAGUGUGGACGUUUGCCCGGCUCGUCGAUACACUGCCAACGUUACAGACCAGCAAUGUGGUCUUUAUUUUCGCAAGAGUCCAUCUCAACAGCUGGUUCCGGUAUGCGGCAUUGGCUUGCUGUGCCGUGGACUCCAUCACCUCGUUAUCAUUUGCGAUCAAGAUUGUGCGUGUCACCAUCGUCGCCUGGCAACACUACGUGACCGAGAAAGCAGAGGCCGACAACGAUGAUGUGGCAAAAUUAGAAAAUAUCAUCGACUGGAAGCAUAUGAAGUGGAGUAUCCAACUUCUUCGCUGGAUGCUUUUCGCCUGGACGAUUGUGGCCGUGGAGCUUACAAUUCAAUGGAAUCAUCUCUCGCCGACGGCAAACCUCAAAAACCCGGGGCAAUUAAUGCCUCUUAUCACGGGAAUCAUCAUCCUCGUCGAUAGUUGCUUUGUUUCCGGGCGCCGGGUUCCUCACUUUCUGCGAAAAGCCCGUCACUCUCUGCAAAAAUCGGCUCUCAGUGCUACCCUGUUCGCCUGUCCAGACAUGCUGUUUCGCGUUUGGAAAGCACUCUGGGGAAAUGUCACCACACUGAGAAGGCCCAUAAACCGCCUUUUCGAUGUUGAGAUGCACGAGAUGGCCUUGGUGGUCACGCAACGAGCCGGCGAGGUUAACUAGCUACGGUAAUAGGACCGAUAGCCUUACGGAUUCAAACGGCAGUCUAUUCAAAGCAAAAUAUGUUGUACUUUGCCUUCUUGCCUCUUC
Messenger RNA from Penicilliopsis zonata CBS 506.65, 1331 nucleotides. RefSeq lists its product as hypothetical. The transcript is spliced from 2 exons. Bases 174 to 1244 code for a protein of 356 amino acids. The record is from RefSeq and is a predicted model, not a curated record. Lineage: Eukaryota; Fungi; Ascomycota; Eurotiomycetes; Eurotiales; Aspergillaceae.